Molecule: messenger RNA, 1718 nt
Organism: Epinephelus moara (kelp grouper)
Lineage: Eukaryota; Metazoa; Chordata; Actinopteri; Perciformes; Serranidae
Gene: asmt
Product: acetylserotonin O-methyltransferase
Exons: 8
Coding region: 358-1434 (358 amino acids)
Biological process (GO): methylation; melatonin biosynthetic process
Molecular function (GO): acetylserotonin O-methyltransferase activity
Source: RefSeq, a predicted model, not a curated record
CACAUUUUGGGGUCAUGAAAACAGUCUGGUAUGAGAAUCCACUGUGUGAAAGUCUCCAUCCAAGUGUGAGUGAUAAUGAACAAGGCAGCAGUGUAUUGCCAGAGAGUUGUUUCUUUGUCCAAUGCAGACUGAGCCCCUGCUCUAAUCUGGGUUAUCUGGCUGUAAUCAGCUUAGCCCACUGCUACUCUCACUGCUGCGGCUGGGUGGGCACAUUCUGAAGCUGUAGUCGGCCAUUCAUACACACACCUGUUGGAGUGUCUCGGGAGUAGAAUAGACCAGCAGGGAAGUUCACCUUGCAGACAGAAGAGCUUGGAGGACAGCAACAUUUUAUUGGGGAGUCCUGUCUGAACUGUGGCCAUGGCUGAACAUCAGGAGGUGGCUUCAUCUGAGGGGACACCUGCUGCUGACAUGUACCCCAGAAAGAUACUGGAGUAUAUGGAAGGAUUCCUCAUCUCCAAGACGGUUUUCUCCUCCUGUGAGCUGGGUGUGUUUGAUGUGUUGCUGGCUGCAGAACGCCCCCUGUCAGCGGAGGAGAUCAGUCAGGCAGUCGGAGCCAGCCUGGAUGGCACACAGAGGCUGCUGGCUGCCUGCGCCGGCCUGCAGCUCCUCAACACACACCAGGACAACGGAAGAGUGCUGUACAGUAACACAGAGCAGGCCAGUGUCUACCUGACCCGCUCCAGUCCUGUAUCCCUCUACCAGUCCAUCCAGUACAGCUCCAGAACCAUUUACCUCUGCUGGCACUACCUGACCGAUGCUGUCAGAGAGGGAAGAAACCAGUAUGAAAAGGCUUUUGGAGUCAGCUCGAACGACCUGUUUCAAGCUCUCUACAGGUCUGACGAGGAGAUGGUAAAGUUUAUGCAGUUAAUGAACUCCAUUUGGAACAUCUGUGGUAAAGACGUGGUCACGGCCUUCGACCUUUCGCCUUUCAAGAUCAUCUGCGACCUUGGAGGCUGCAGUGGAGCAUUAGCCAAGCAGUGCACGUCAGCCUACCCAGAAUGCACUGUGACGAUCUUUGACCUCCCCAAGGUGGUGCAUACGUCGAGGGAACACUUCGUCACUGAUGCUGACCAGAGGAUAAGCUUCCAUGAAGGGGACUUUUUCAAAGACCCCCUGCCAGAGGCUGACCUCUACAUCCUCGCCAGAAUCCUCCACGACUGGACAGACGAACGCUGCAUCGAGCUACUCAGUAGAGUCUACAAAGCCUGCAAACCAGGAGGCGCUGUGUUGCUGGUGGAGGCCUUGCUCCAUGAGGACGGCUCUGGCCCAGUGACAGUGCAGCUCUACUCCCUGAACAUGCUGGUACAGACGGAGGGCAGAGAGAGGACAGCUGCUCAGUACGCUGUCCUGCUGGCUGCCGCCGGCUUCGCUGACAUCCAGCACCGUCUCACUGGGAAGAUCUACGAUGCUGUACUGGGACACAAAGAGACAUGAGACUGACAGAUAAGGCUACUCGUGUUCAAGGACUGAAAACUCACACCGACUGGGAAAAAAAAGUGCUACUUACUACUACUGUCCCAGUUUUGGAUUUCCUUUUUAAAUGUCACCUUAAGUUUCUUCAAAUAAAAAGUUUCUCACACUGUAGGCCUAUGUGUGUAUGUGAAAUACCAUGUUCUGUAUCAAGGUAAGCUCUCCCACAAUAAAAGAGCUGACGUUUUGAAAGUUUUACAACCAUGAAUCUGCAAUAAAAACAUAACUGGACAGAAAAGUGCACGGAC